ACUACCUCAACGAGUGUCCCCAUGUCAUAGCUACUUCCAUGACCAAUCCCUUUGAAAAACUCAACCUUUAGAGUUUUGACCUUCAUUCACUGGUUGGUCACUUCUCUCACUUGUUUCUUUUUUAAAACACCACUUGUCUCCCUUGUGCUUGCAUCUCCAUGGUGUUGACCCAACCAAUUUUAGGUCGUUGGUUGAGGACGUCUUCUCGGGCAGGGGCAGUUGUAGCACGACGGCGACGGCCGGGCAGCCUUCCCUGAUUCCUCAUCGGUGAGAACAGCAUCAGUUCGAGCUGCUUGGCUUUGCUCCUCUUCCCAUUUUGUCUCCCUUCCCAUUUUUGUCUCCGCUCCAGUACCACGCCAUGCAACCGCCCCCGGAGCCCACCGGCGACGCGCUCGCGGAGUGCUUCCGCCUGUUGGAUGAGCUCCCAGCCGCGGCAGCUUUGUCUCCGGCGUUCCGCCGCCACUGGCCGUCCAUCUCCGCCUCCGUCUCGUCGCUCUCUUCCUCCCUCUCGCAGCCCGCCUUCCCGUCCUCCGCGCCGCUCCUCGCGCCCCUCGCGUCCGCGCUCUCGGCUCUCAUGUCCGUCUGCAGUGGCCCUCCCCUCGGCCACCUCCACACCGUCUCGCUCCUCUCCUCCUCCGCCGCCUCGCUCUCCCAGCUCGCAGCCGACGCGCGCCUGCUCGUCUCCCCGGCCGAAGGCGAUGGGUCUGAGUCCGACGGCCUGCUCUCUCGCCUCCGGCUUGGCUCGUCCGUUUCCCGAGCCGCGGCGCUCGACUCGCUCGCCGAAUCUGUCCGGUCGUCCCAGCCGGGGUCGUGCUCUGCCACUGCUGUGUCUGCGGUCGCCGCGAUGCUCGACUCCGGCGAUCUCCUUCCGGCCACCCGCGACAAGGCCGUGUCCGUGCUGGCCGCGUUCGCGUCCUCCGAGGCCACUUGCAGGUUCUUGGCCAAGGAGUCGGGCACCGUCGUGCCCCACCUCUGCCGCGCGCUGGAGUCCGGCGGCGCCAGCACCGAGCAGGCGUGCGUCGCGCUGGAGCCGCUGACCGCCUCGUCGCGGGACGCGGCGGCGACUGUGUCGGCUCGUGGAGGCGUGGGCGCGCUCCUCGUGGCCUGCGCCUCCGGCACCCCGGCGUCGCAGGCCGCUGCCGCGGGCGUGCUCCGGAACAUCGCCGCGUUCCCGGACCUGCUGCCCGCGUUCCGCGACGAGGGCGCGAUCCCCUUGCUCGUGCAGCUCGUCUCGCUCGGCACCCCGCGGGCGCAGGAGCACGCGCUCGGCUGCCUCCGGAACCUAACGGCCAGCGACGGCGACGAGGGCCAGAGCCUCAAGGUCGAGGCGUUCCACGCAGGCGCCCUCGGCUGCGUCAAGGACUUCCUGGAUUCGUGCCGCGGCGACGAGCCGGGCCUCGCGCCGGCGUUCGGGCUGCUCCGCAACAUGGCCUCCUUCCGCGUCAUCGCCGAGAUAGCCGUGUCCGCCACCUUCCUCAGCCAUGUGGUGGCCGCGCUGGGCAGCGACAGCACCAACACCCGCACGGAGGCCGCCAUGGCGCUGGCUGAGCUCUGCAACGUCGGCAGCGGCAAGUCGAGGGAGGAGGUCGGGGAGGCGAUGCCGAGGCUGGUGUGGAUGCUGGAGGCGAAGGCCGUGGCCGAGAGGGACGCGGCCGCGAGGGCGCUGGCCACGCUGGUCGCCGCGAGCGGCAGCUACCGGGCGCUGUUCCGGAAGGAGGAGAUGGGCAUCGUGAAGGUGGUCCGGCUGCUGGACCCGGCCGUCCGGGGCGGCGACAAGCGGUUCCCCGUGGCGGUGCUGCUGGGCGUGUCGCAGUCCCGGCGGUGCCGGAAGCAGAUGGUGGCCGCCGGCGCGUGCGGGUUCGUGCAGGCGCUGCUGGCCGCCGAGGUGGACGGCGCCAAGAAGCUCUCCGAGUGCCUCGGCAGGGGCAGGAUGCUCGGCGUGUUCCCCCGGACAUGACAUGACGGCGAUCCAUCCGACCUGCGACUUGGAUCAUCCAUCUUGCCUUGUACAGCAUGUGCCACGGAUUCAGCUCAGUCCAGGCAUGCUUUUUCUCUGUAGGAAUCUCUGUAUAUUGCUGUUUUUCAUACGAGUGGUAGCGUAGAUUUAGAUGACGAUGAUGAGUGUUUUCCUUUAGUCAGUGUGCGUGAACCCAAUAAGAAGACGGGAAAGAUUGUAAUUAAUCUCUGAUGUGAAGAAAUCAAUCUGCAUCCACAGUCGAACCAA
Triticum urartu is the source of this 2224-nucleotide messenger RNA. RefSeq lists its product as uncharacterized. Lineage: Eukaryota; Viridiplantae; Streptophyta; Magnoliopsida; Poales; Poaceae. Gene Ontology annotation, molecular function: protein binding. The record is from RefSeq and is a predicted model, not a curated record.